Aspergillus puulaauensis is the source of this 1095-nucleotide messenger RNA. RefSeq names its product adenosine deaminase (gene aah1). The record is from RefSeq and is a predicted model, not a curated record. Gene Ontology annotation, biological process: adenine catabolic process; purine ribonucleoside monophosphate biosynthetic process; hypoxanthine salvage. Gene Ontology annotation, molecular function: adenine deaminase activity. NCBI's taxonomy places the organism in Eukaryota, Fungi, Ascomycota, Eurotiomycetes, Eurotiales, Aspergillaceae. Gene Ontology annotation, cellular component: cytosol; nucleus. Bases 1 to 1095 code for a protein of 364 amino acids. The transcript has a single exon.
AUGUGCCUCUCAUCAAACACCUCUGAUUCCCAAUGGCACGCCUUCCUGCACGGCCUCCCCAAAUGCGAACACCACGUCCACCUCGAAGGCUGCCUUACGCCAUCUCUGAUCUUCCACCUCGCGACCAAAAACAAUAUCACUUUGCCCGACCCAGUCAUUAAUUCUGCGUACGCCUCCAUCGAAACCCUAACAGUCCGCUAUGGCAGCUUCACCUCGCUCGACGACUUCCUCGCCUUCUACUUCAUCGGCAUGGCCGUCCUCAAAGACAAAAGCGAUUUUGAGGAACUUGCAUGGGCGUACUUCCAGAGGGCGCAUGAAGACGGUGUUCACCAUGCAGAGGUCUUCUUUGACCCGCAGGUGCAUAUGGAGCGCGGCGUGGAGUACCGCGUUAUUGUCGAUGGAUAUGUUGCCGGAUGUAAGAGGGCUGAACGGGAGUUAGGGGUGACUACGCGCCUGAUUAUGUGCUUUUUGAAGCACUUGCCGUUGGAAUCUGCGGCAGACCUUUACACUACGGCGUUGGGGGAGGGGCAUCUUGAUGAUAUGCAUAAUGGGGUGAUUCAUGGUCUCGGGUCUUCGUCGAGUGAGGUUGGACCGCCUAAGGAUCUGUUCAGGCCAAUAUAUGCCUCUGCUGCGGAGCGCGGGGUGAGAUUAACGGCACAUGCUGGGGAGGAGGGGGAUAGCUCAUAUAUUGCUGCAGCACUGGAGAUGGGUGCUACGCGAAUUGACCAUGGGAUUCGACUUGUUGAGGAUGUCGAGCUCAUGGAGAGAGUUGCGAGAGAGAAAGUGUUGUUGACAGUCUGUCCGGUGUCGAAUGUGCAGUUGAAAUGUGUGAGCUCUGUGUCGGAGGUGCCUAUUCGGGCAUUUCUUGAUGCUGGCGUGAGGUUUAGUAUUAACAGCGACGAUCCGGCGUACUUCGGGGCAUAUGUGCUGGAGUGCUACUGUGCGGUGCAGGAGGCAUUUGGGUUGAGUGUGGGUGAAUGGAGGGUCAUUGCAGAGAAUGGGGUCCACGGAAGUUGGAUUGAAGAGGAAAGAAAGGGAGAGUUGUUAACGAAGAUUGAAGAGCAUGUUAGCAGGUUUGAGGGGCUUCUUGUAUAG